UGAAAAAAGAGAGAGAAAAAACUUCACACCAACUUUUUUAGUAGGAAAUUGUUCUCGCCAUCUUCGCCGCGCGUUGCUUCUAGAGGUGCCAUUCUACAGCUGGUUACGGACCCUUAGCGAUGGCUGCGAAUCAGUUUAACAAGGGACCAGCGUAUGGACUUUCGGCAGAGGUCAAAAGCAAAAUAGCCCAGAAGUAUGACCCUCAGAAGGAGGAGGAGAUCCGGAUCUGGAUAGAGGACAUCACCGGCUGCAGCAUAGGAGACGACUUCCAGAAGGGACUCAAGAACGGAGUCAUUCUGUGCCAGCUGAUAAAUAAGCUGCAGCCAGGCUCAGUGAAGAAAAUCAACAACUCCUCUUUAAACUGGCAUCAGCUGGAAAACCUGUCUAAUUUCAUCAAGGCCAGUACAGUGUACGGCCUGAAGCCACACGACAUCUUCGAAGCCAACGACCUGUUUGAGAGUGGGAACAUGACUCAAGUCCAGACAUCGCUCCUGGCCCUCGCUGGCAUGGCCAAGACAAAGGGAGUUCAGACGCGGGUGGAAAUUGGCGUAAAAUAUGCCGAUAAGCAGGAGAGGGCCUUCGACGAGGAGAAGAUGAAGGCUGGCCAGUGUGUCAUUGGUCUCCAGAUGGGCACCAACAAGUGUGCCAGCCAGGCUGGCAUGAACGCCUAUGGCACCAGGAGGCAUCUGUACGACCCCAAGGCCAACGUCCUGCCCCCCAUGGACAGCUCCACCAUCGGCCUGCAGAUGGGCACCAACAAGGGGGCCAGCCAGGCUGGCAUGACCGCGCCUGGCACCAGGAGGGCCAUCUACGACCAGAAGCUGGGCACGGACAAGUGCGACAACACCACCAUGUCCCUGCAGAUGGGCUACAACCAGGGAGCCAACCAGAGCGGGCAGAACUUCGGUCUCGGCCGGCAGAUCUACGACGCCAAGUACUGUCCCAAGGGAGAGCUGCAGGAAGGGGAGGAGUACCCCAUGGACGACAAUGGCUAUGACCAGGAGCAGGACCAGGGCUAUGUGGGCCACUGAGGACAGCUUUUAUGGGAAAAACAAACAAACAAACCUGCACAACAGUACUGCAGUUUUUAAGUAGAUUUUUAGUGUUUCAUGCCCAAAACACUGCAUGAUGUGUUAUUAUUGUAGCAUUUUGCCGUAUGCAGUUUUUUGUGUCCGAAACACUGCAUUCGCCGCAGUGUAAAAGCUGUAGAAGUACAACACACUUUCUUUGGUCAAAAUGGGGAAACACACCACAGGUGGUUCCUCCCAUCCAGUUUUGAAAGUAAAAGUCCUGCCACGUGUUAGAUGGACGAAAUCUCCUGUAUUGACAGCAUAGGCAGAAGAACUACAUGGCAUGAGUUUUACUUUCUAUUUUUUACUGUUGUCCAUCUCUGAAUUAUACAUCAAGGAAGAUAAAUGAGAACAUAGGAAGAGAGCUCUUUAUUGUUGUUAUUUUUUUUCUCUCUCUCUCUACCCAUGUACAUCUAAUGGCUUCCUUGAGGCUGUGAUUUGUGAUAGAAACUUUGAACAAAUUGUAGAGUAUUUUUUGUGUAUUGUUGUCUCUCCAGUUUCGUUAGCAUUCCAGACUUCAGUAGGCCUAUUCCAUGCUGCUGUCUUACUGCCAAAAGCAUUCCUUUCCUGUGCUCUCUUGUUUGAACGGACCGCAUCACAGAAGUGUUACCAUACCUUUUUUUAAUGUUUCAACACAUUUGAUGCAUCCCUUGCAUCAAAAGAAAGAUUACUUUCCUGUUUUUAAAUGUUCAACUUUUGUGGCACACUGCUGGACUGUACGUAUUAAUGUUCCUGUUCUUACUUCCCCUUUGUGGCAUGUCUUUUAUCAUCUCAAGAUUCAGCCCCACAUAGAGCCAAUAGGCGCAUGUUCCACCCUUUCAUAUUCUUGACUAGUGUACCUUCUUUUCCAGGUACAGGAAAUUAACCGUGAACACACUCGAAAAGCUCAAAAUGGAAAUCUGUUUGGGAAAAGAAUACUUUGCACAUUCCGCAUGUGUAUGUAGUUGACAUGUGUCAGCAGGUGUUAACUUCAUUCCUCUAUUAACAUUCCAGAAAACAUUUUUUGUCAAAAAGGAUGUUCCAUAUUUUUUUGAUUUUGUAUAUUUUUUAAUUAAUAAACUUAACCUAUAAACUUC
Engraulis encrasicolus (European anchovy) is the source of this 2146-nucleotide messenger RNA. RefSeq names its product calponin-2-like. NCBI's taxonomy places the organism in Eukaryota, Metazoa, Chordata, Actinopteri, Clupeiformes, Engraulidae. Gene Ontology annotation, biological process: actin filament organization; actomyosin structure organization. Bases 120 to 1031 code for a protein of 303 amino acids. The record is from RefSeq and is a predicted model, not a curated record. The transcript is spliced from 7 exons. Gene Ontology annotation, molecular function: actin filament binding. Gene Ontology annotation, cellular component: actin cytoskeleton.